CUCCGAGGUAAAAAAAAAAUAAAAUAAAAAAUGAUGCCACGUGGUUCGUGACCAGUAUCCGUGGCUUUCUACCUCACUCGCCGCGAGAAUCACAAUUCUUACAGCUCCGAACGAAGGAACCAAAAAUGGAUCUCUGUUCUUCUCUUUCCAAAUUCCACUCUCCAUUUCCAUCUCUCACAAUUUCCCCUCAAUUUUCUCUCCAUCCACAACUCUUGCAAAUCCCCCGAAACUCCUUUUCACAGUGCGGAAUCUUCCUCCGGAAGCCGCUGCCGCUGCCGCCGCCGUUUUCCCGCCAAAACAAUCUCUCCAUCAGAGCCGCCCAGGUUCCAAACGGAAUUGAGAAUGACGAUUUUGUCCUCGAAGAUGUUCCUCACCUCACCGAUUUCCUUCCCAAUUUGCCGUCGUAUCCAAACCCAUUGCAAAAGAGCAAAGCUUAUUCAAUUGUCAAGAAUACUUUCGUGAGCCCAGAAGAUGCGGUUGCCCAAUCUAUUGUUGUUCAAAAAAGUAGUCCUAGAGGAGUUCAUUUUCGGCGUUCUGGACCUCGAGAAAGGGUUUACUUCAAGCCAGAAAAAGUACGUGCGUGCAUAGUGACUUGUGGAGGAUUAUGCCCAGGAAUUAAUACAGUGAUUAGGGAAAUUGUAUAUGGCUUGAACAACAUGUAUGGUGUUGAGGAUAUACUUGGGAUUGAGGGAGGAUAUAGAGGGUUUUAUUCGAAAAAUACCAUGACAUUGACACCUAAAGUGGUUAAUGAUAUUCAUAAACUUGGCGGCACCUUCCUUCGUACAUCUCGCGGAGGACAUGAUACCCUCAAGAUAGUUGAUAACAUUGAGGACCGGAGAAUAAAUCAGGUAUACAUUAUUGGAGGUGAUGGUACCCAAAAAGGAGCUGCACUCAUUUAUGAGGAAGUUGAAAAACGUGGUCUUCAAGUGGCUGUGGCUGGGAUUCCAAAGACAAUUGAUAAUGAUAUUGCUGUGAUAGACAAAUCUUUUGGAUUUGAUACUGCUGUGGAAGAAGCCCAGAGAGCCAUUAAUGCUGCACAUGUCGAGGUUAACAGUUUUGAAAAUGGAGUCGGAAUUGUUAAGCUAAUGGGCAGAUACAGUGGUUUUAUCGCCAUGCAUGCAACUUUGGCAAGUCGAGAUGUGGAUUGCUGCUUGAUUCCAGAGUCCCCUUUUUAUUUAGAAGGAAGAGGUGGGCUUUUUGAGUUUAUUGAACAGAGGUUAAAAGAAAAUGGACAUUUAGUUAUUGUGGUAGCAGAAGGAGCAGGUCAGGAAUAUAUUGCGGCAGAAGUGCAUGCAGCAGGUGAGAAGGAUGCGUCAGGGAACAAGCUACUUCUUGAUGUUGGUCCAUGGUUGUCGAAUAAGAUCAAGGAUCAUUUUUCAAAGGUUCAAAAGAUGGCUAUAAAUAUGAAAUAUAUAGAUCCUACAUAUAUGAUUCGAGCUAUUCCAAGUAACGCCUCAGACAACAUUUACUGUACUCUUCUUGCUCACAGUGUUGUUCAUGGAGCUAUGGCUGGAUAUACUGGCUUCACAGUCGGGCCUGUGAACAGUAAACAUGCCUAUAUCCCAAUUGCUCGUGUGACAGAGACACAAAAUACGGUGAAGCUGACGGAUAGGAUGUGGGCUAGAGUUCUCGAGUCGACAAAUCAACCAAGUUUCGUUGCUUCUGAUCACGAAAGAAUCGACAAUGAGAUAAUAAAGGUAUAAAUAAUAUGAAUAUUACCUACCUCUAUCUGGGUGGUUUGUGGGUAGUAAGUUAGUAACUGAUUGUUGCGAAUUGAUUAGCCGUAGAUGAUCCGUUAAAAAAUAGUGAAGGGUGCUGCUAGAUCAUUUUGUAUUUUUGAGUUGAACUGUUGAUGUGAUAAAAAUCAGAAUUUGAUAGAUUUAUUCUAUAAGCUCAACUACAUGUACAAAUUGAUCGAUGAAUUGGAACUCCUGUAUGGGAGUGUGGAAUAUCAUCAGAUUCAUGGUGUGUAGUGAUUUUGAUUAAAAACUCGUGUAAUGACUAUACUUAUAUAGUUAUAUGAUAUAAUGGAUAUUGAUGAUA
Lotus japonicus is the source of this 2043-nucleotide messenger RNA. Its product is annotated as ATP-dependent 6-phosphofructokinase 4, chloroplastic-like. Gene Ontology annotation, biological process: fructose 6-phosphate metabolic process; glycolytic process. Gene Ontology annotation, cellular component: cytoplasm. The record is from RefSeq and is a predicted model, not a curated record. Lineage: Eukaryota; Viridiplantae; Streptophyta; Magnoliopsida; Fabales; Fabaceae. Gene Ontology annotation, molecular function: ATP binding; 6-phosphofructokinase activity. The transcript has 14 exons. The coding region runs from base 126 to 1703 and encodes 525 amino acids.